AUGUACCAAAAUUCAAAUUAUAACCCAAGGCCCAUUCAAUCAACAGGAUACUCCACAUAUCAGAGAUCCUUCUAUUCACCGAAUCGCCCCUAUCGCCCCGCCUACUACCAACCACAAAGAACUCAAGGAUACUAUCAACCACAACACUACACUUAUCCCGGGCAAGUGGACACAAGUGAUUUGGUGUAUUUGACGGCGAAUGGACCGGUGCCCGUGAAUCCAGCCCUUGGACCGAUCAUUCUUUAUGGGAAUGCUGGCCAAUCCCCAAUUUCCACGAGCUACGGUGGGUAUUCUGGUGCCAGCUAUGGCCAACAACAGCCGGUUUCCACGAGCUACGGUGGAUAUUCUGGUGCCAGCUAUGGCCAACAACAGCCGGCAUACGCUGGAUAUAAUGGAUAUUCUCAAGGCUAUUCUGCAAAUUAUGGUCAAAACGACGGUGGUUAUAGCCCAAGCUACGCCCAGCAAAGCUCUUACGGUCAAUGGUCUCCUUAUGGUACUUCAUAUAAAAUUGGUGGAGGAUCAAUGUCGUAUCUGGGA
This is a messenger RNA of Mesorhabditis belari, 537 nucleotides long. Lineage: Eukaryota; Metazoa; Nematoda; Chromadorea; Rhabditida; Rhabditidae. The record is from the annotation of a GenBank genome assembly.